Messenger RNA from Fonsecaea multimorphosa CBS 102226, 615 nucleotides. RefSeq lists its product as uncharacterized. Lineage: Eukaryota; Fungi; Ascomycota; Eurotiomycetes; Chaetothyriales; Herpotrichiellaceae. Gene Ontology annotation, cellular component: ribosome; mitochondrial large ribosomal subunit. Gene Ontology annotation, molecular function: structural constituent of ribosome. The record is from RefSeq and is a predicted model, not a curated record. Gene Ontology annotation, biological process: translation. Bases 1 to 615 code for a protein of 204 amino acids. The transcript is spliced from 2 exons.
AUGAAGGCCCCUUCAACCCUACUGCUACGGGCUAUGCUACGUCCACAACAGCCUCUAUGCCAGGUCAGAUGGAAGUCAGAAUGGAUGCCCAGGGAAAAGUACGCGAAAAUCACUACUCUGGACAAGCUGCACCGAAGACAAAAAGCAGCUGUCCGGAAAGAAAGACAGGAUAGCGAAGAUCGCGCUGCGAAAAUGUUUCCGGCCUCCACUCCCUCCGCAACACUCUCACAGACGCAGCAACAAAUCCAACCACAGCAAUCACCUCCUCUUCACCAGACUUCUUUCCUCAGGAGCCAGAUUCAGAACCAUAAUCUUACACCGACCCUCUCCGCGCUUCCGUACUUGAUCACGCGCACACCCUCGAAGAACCUCCCAAUCUACCAGACCACCAAGGCCGGCGGUUCCAAACACAUUACGACGAUCCGCAAGAUCAAGGGUGAUCUGCAGGAGUUGGCGAACGCUGUGCGCACCGCCCUGGGGCUGGAGGAAUACAUGACCGACGUGCGAGGGCGGAGGAAGGCCAAUGUCGUGAUCAAUUGGACGACAAGGCAUGUGGUUGUGAGGGGUUGGAGAGGCCCAGAGAUCAAGCGGUGGGCGGAAGUCAGUGGGUUUUGA